Molecule: messenger RNA, 2287 nt
Organism: Etheostoma cragini (Arkansas darter)
Lineage: Eukaryota; Metazoa; Chordata; Actinopteri; Perciformes; Percidae
Gene: cfap52
Product: cilia and flagella associated protein 52
Exons: 14
Coding region: 205-2064 (619 amino acids)
Biological process (GO): cilium assembly
Molecular function (GO): protein binding
Source: RefSeq, a predicted model, not a curated record
CAACCAAUCACAGUGGCUGAUAGAACCCCAGCUGUUGCUAAGUAACGUUUGUUUGGUGUAAUGUUAGUUGAACUAUCAGGGCUGUUUGGGAAAACUACGGUUGCGUUAGUUUUUCUAACAAUACUUCAAUUUUUUGAUAAAAGUAGGCCUAGCUAUCUCGACACUUUACAGAAAAUAUAGGCUAUAUUUAUACCUUUUUAAGCUAUGGCUCUUGAAACACAGGGAGUGCCUCAACUUGAACUGGAGGCUGUUAUUGGGUUCAACGGGCAUGUGUUUUCUGGCCUGAGAGUCCAUCCAGACAGAGAGCAUCUAAUCUAUCCUCUGGGAUGCACAGUCAUCCUAAAGAGAAUCAAAGAUGGCAAACAGGAGUUCCUGCAUGGACACACCAACAAUGUAUCCUGCAUUUCAGUGUCCAAAAGUGGAUUAUAUAUUGCCUCCGGACAGGUCAACUUCAUGGGCUUUCAGGCUAUGAUUAUCAUCUGGGACUAUGCACAGCGAACAAUCUAUGCCCAGCUGCUGCUCCACAAGGCAAAGGUAGAGGCACUGGCUUUCUCUCCCAACAGCAAGUACCUGGUGUCCCUUGGAGGCCAGGAUGAUGGCAGCAUAGUGGUAUGGGAUAUUGAGACCAAGCAGGCCAUCUGUGGGAGCCCAGCUGCAGCGCACAGCGCUGGUCACUGCCUCACUGUGCAGUACUCUAACACAAACAACAAUAUAUUUGUUUCUGCCGGGAGCGGAACAUUGCGUGUCUGGGAGCUGGACCUCCCCAACAGGAAGAUCAGGCCUACCGAGUGUCAGACAGGCAAGCUGAAAAGGAUUGUGAAAUGUAUAGAGAUUGCAGAGGAUGAUACAUUCAUUUUCUGUGGCACCACCAGUGGAGACAUAAUGAAAAUCAACCUGAAGACGGGGCUUCUGAGUGACUAUGGUCCAGUUAAAGCAAAAUACAGCCUGGGUGUUAAUGUCAUAAGGAUACUGAAGUCUGGAGACCUGCUUGUAGGCUCGGGAUCUGGCACCUUCACUCUGUGUUCCAAGACUAACUUCAAAACUCUUCAGAAAGUCCAGCUGGAAAAGGGGGUAACCUCCAUCGCUAUAAGAGGGGAGGGCCAGCAGUUCUUUGUUGGAACGGAGGCUGCUCAGAUGUACCGCUUCAGUUAUGAGAACUUCAAAUCUGAACUAAUUUCCACUAGCCACAACAGUGCUGUCAAGGACGUGGCCAUAUCUUUUGGAACAUCAGAAUUAUUUGCCACCUGCUCUGAGGAGGACAUCAGGUUGUGGCACAUAGACAAGCCCAAAGAGCUGCUGCGCAUUACUGUACCCAACAUGACUUGCAAUUCCCUGGACUUCAUGGUUGAUGGACAUAGCAUAAUCAGUGCAUGGAAUGAUGGUAAGAUUCGUGUGUUUGCGCCGGAAAGUGGCCGGCUCAUGCUCAUCGUUCACAAUGCGCACAGAAUGGGUGUGACAGCAAUCGCUGGCACCAGGGACUGCAAGAGGAUCAUCAGUGGAGGGGGGGAAGGGCAGGUGCGUGUUUGGGAGCUGCAGUCACACGGCCAUCGGCUGCUGGAGACCAUGAAAGAGCACAAAGCCACCAUCAAUUGUAUCAAAAUCAAGAGUGACGACAAAGAGUGUGUCACUGCCAGCUCUGAUGGUGCCUGCAUCAUCUGGGACUUGGUGCGGUUUGCAAGUCUUCAAAUGGUGAUUGCCAACACACUGUUCCGGACGGUGUGCUACCACCCAGAAGAAUACCAGCUCAUUACCAGUGGCACUGACAGAAAGGUGGCCUUCUGGGACGUGUACGACGGAUCUGCCAUUAGAGAACUGGAGGGCUCGCUGUCUGGGGCCAUCAAUGGCAUGCACAUCACACAGGAUGGCAAACACUUUGUGACAGGUGGAGAUGACAAGCUGGUGAAGGUGUGGGACUACAUGGAAGGUGCAGUAACCCACACAGGAAUAGCUCAUGGUGGCAGUAUCACCAGCAUCAAGGUCUGCUCCAACAACCGCACCUUAGUCAGCACCAGCGCAGAUGGAGCCAUUCUCCGAUGGCGGUUCCCUCACGCCUCUUCCUCUUAAUGUGACACAUGGAAUACUGGACAUGUCAUGUGGAAGAAACAGACACUUUUAAUCCAGUAACACCGUAUGAUAUGCAAAUGCAGCCAACAUUCUCCCUUAAUCUUUCCACUUAGUAAAUGUUCCUAUCAGAGUUCAAUGUUAACUUUCCUAUCAAAAGUUAACAUUGCAGAAUAGGUUUACACUCUAGCACCAAAAGAAAUAAAUGUAAAAUUUCAAGCAUUAA